This is a messenger RNA of Xenia sp. Carnegie-2017, 1952 nucleotides long. RefSeq names its product cytosolic beta-glucosidase-like. Lineage: Eukaryota; Metazoa; Cnidaria; Anthozoa; Malacalcyonacea; Xeniidae. Gene Ontology annotation, molecular function: beta-glucosidase activity. Gene Ontology annotation, biological process: carbohydrate metabolic process. The transcript is spliced from 7 exons. The coding region runs from base 53 to 1723 and encodes 556 amino acids. The record is from RefSeq and is a predicted model, not a curated record.
UGUAAGCUUAUAUCAUGUUACUUUAUCGAACAGACAUUUUGCAAGACAGUUAAUGAUGGCGUUGUUGAAGAAUCUGUCUUUCGUCGCUCACCUACUUUUUUGCUUUUUGUCUUCGAACAAAGCAGAAUUACACAAAGGUGUUUUUCCUGAUGAUUUCGCAUGGGGCUGUGCAAGCUCUGCUUAUCAAAUUGAAGGGGCUUGGAACUUAGAUGGAAAAGGGCCAAGUAUUUGGGAUACGUACACCCAUGAAGGAGGACAUGUGUAUGCAAAUCAAAGUGGAGAUGUUGCUUGUGAUAGUUAUCAUAAUUACAAGAAAGAUGUAAAGAUGCUUAAAAUGCUUGGAGUUACCCACUACAGAUUUUCAAUUUCUUGGUCUCGCAUUCUUCCAAGUGGCACAGCUGAUAUCGUGAAUGAGAAAGGAAUCGAGUACUACAACAAAUUGAUAGAUGAGUUAGUGAAAAAUGGUAUACAGCCAAUGGUGACUUUGUACCACUGGGAUUUACCGCAAGCAUUGGAAAACAAAGGCGGAUGGUUAAAUAAAAAAACCAGCGAUAUUUUUAGUGACUACGCUAGAUUGUGUUUCAAAACUUAUGGGGAUCGGGUGAAACUCUGGGCGACUCUCAAUGAACCGUGGGUAGCUGCAGUUUUCGGUUAUGGCACUGGUUUCCACGCUCCGGGUAUCCAUGGCAUAAAGAAACGUGUUUAUGACGCUGCUCACACAAUGUUGCUAGCCCAUGGGAAGACGUGGCAUGUCUACGACAAGGAAUUUAGACAGUCACAAAAGGGGAAAAUUUCAAUUGUUCUUAAUGCAGACUGGUAUUUUCCCAAGAAAGAAGAACCGAUACAUCUCAAUGCGUGCGAGCGCGCGAGGCAAUUUUUCUUGGGCUGGUUCGCUCACCCCAUCUUCGUAAAUGGCGACUAUCCAGAAAUGAUGAAAACUCUUAUUGCGAAACAUUCAAGGCUGGAAGGUUUGCCAAUGAGGUUAGGUUCAAAUGGGAAUCGCGCAUAUAGACUACCACUGUUCACUCAGGAAGAAAAGAAAAUGCUGAAAAAAACUGGGGACUUCUUUGGACUCAAUCAUUAUACAUCAACCGUCGCGGGCAAUCUGCACAUCAAGAAUGCCUCUGCCGUAGAUUGGAACUAUUGGAACGACGGAGAAUUUUAUACGUACAAAAAUAAAUCUUGGCCUCGAGGAGCACCAACAUGGCUGUAUAUGGUGCCUCAAGGUUUUCGUAAUCUUCUCACUUAUAUAAAGAAUGAGUAUGGUAAUCCUGAAAUAUAUGUCACGGAGAAUGGAUGGAGUGAAAUAGGAGAAGAUGUCCGUUUUGGGAAACCGAAGCUCAAAGACAAUCAAAGAGCCACAUUUUACAUAAAGUAUAUCAGCGAAGCGUUAAAGUCUUAUCAAAUUGAUGGAGUAAAUCUUAAAGGAUAUUUUGCUUGGUCUCUCAUGGAUGACUUUGAAUGGAAUGUUGGAUACCACGAACGUUUUGGGCUACACUGGGUAAAUUUUAGUGAUCCAGAAAGAAAACGUGUUCCUAAGUUCUCGACAAAAGUGUAUGCAAAAAUUGUCGCCGACAAUGGUUUUCCAGCUGAGGCUUCAACCGACAUUCACAUACUGGUACGAGCAACGGAGAUCAGGAAUGAAUCCUUCUCUGUUCACGUGACAUCUAUUGUUUCUAUGGCCCUCUUUAUGCCAAUGCUGUGCACAAUUUUCAUGAGUUAAUAAUAUGUAGCCAUUGCAAUUUAGAACAAAUGCUAUAUGACAUUCGUGACAAAUGAUUUCAUAUUUGAAGAGCUAUAGACCGUAAUCAAAGCAAGUAAUAGAACAAUGUUUGUAGAAAGAAUGAAACGGUUAAAAACGGUGUUAAAAUAAAACUAGAAAAAAUGUACGUUGAAUAAAAGGUUUUCUGAAAUAAAAUAUAGUUUCGUAAAGGAAUUCUGUCAUCAGGCAA